AUGUCUUCCCCGAAACCCAUGUCGUCCCCCCAGGGACCCGAAAGAGCGAGCACAUUUCUGGCUGCCGGGAUCGGAAACACCCUUGGCUCACACCUGGCGGACCGGAUAUACAUUGACGCCGGCAAUGUCCUCCGGGUGCGCUUCGAGGGAGACGAGUUCCAUGAGGAUGAGCCUGGACCGCCGGAGGCGCAUGAGGGCGUUCAACAGGCUCGUGAGAUGCGCCGUUCCCCGUAUACCAUCACCUGCCCGAUGUCAGAACAGCGACUUGGCCGGUGGAGGAACGCCGGCGUCGAAACAACGGACGAUGGAUGA
This is a messenger RNA of Epithele typhae, 312 nucleotides long. RefSeq lists its product as uncharacterized. The record is from RefSeq and is a predicted model, not a curated record. The coding region runs from base 1 to 312 and encodes 103 amino acids. NCBI's taxonomy places the organism in Eukaryota, Fungi, Basidiomycota, Agaricomycetes, Polyporales, Epitheliaceae. The transcript is spliced from 2 exons.